AUGGCCGAUAGUGGUCGCGCGCCCCCAGAGGGUGGAGACAACCAGUCUUCCACCAUGUCCACGAGGAGGAGCUCCGUUGCAUCAGGAGCAAACAAUCUAGCAAACUCCCAGAAUGCCAGCGUUAGUCAGGGGUCGGAGCAGCGAGGGAGACCGCAGCCUCUGCAGCGGCCUACCGGCGGAUAUGGCUCUAUGUCCUCCAGCCGCCGUUUGGACCUGUCCGAAUCCACGAACACGCCUGGUAAGCCUAAAAAGCCCGGUAUGGGACGACGUACGACAUCCAUGCACGGUCCCCACAGAGGCCAGGAGUUCUCGGUCGACGACGCGGAAGACGAGGUGGACCCGGAGUUUGGUCAGAAACAGCAGGCUAAGAUGGCGUCUGGGACGCUGCGGAGGCAGCCUUCGACCCUGAGGCGGCGGCCCACCGCGCAACCACCGACCCUUGCGAAGCUAGAUUCCUUCGAUGGCGAAGACGAAGCUCAAACCGAGGGCGCCGGCGCACCCGCUGAUACGGACGGCCCGCAGGUCUCCCCUGGCGAAGAGGGCACAUUGCAAGCGGAAUCAGAGGAUGUUGCGGAUGAUGAUGAUGCCGACUUGAGUGAUGCCGAGAGCUUCACCCUCAAGGAUCGGCAGGAAGCCAUCAAUGAGACUCAUCCGUUCGGUAUCAGGAUAUGGAAGCCUGCACUAUACAAGAAGGACAGAUCCGUUCAGAAGAAUGCAGAAGGCGAUAUCCACUCUACUCCGGGAGGCUUUGUCAGUAACUGGCUGCUGCUCUUCAACUAUGUCUGGACGUUGUUGUUCGGCUGGUGGCUGGCCUUACUUGCCGCUGUGGGAGGCACGAUCUGUAUCUUGCUUGGCUUUAACGGCUGCGAGGAGUAUGGCAGAGUGCUUCUGGGUCUAGCUAGAUACUUGUUCUACCCUUUCGGAAAGUACGUCAAGCUACUGCAAGACGAGGCAUAUGCCGAAGAAGAUGAGGGCGAGGGCAGAAGCAUUAGCGAAUACGAGCAGUGGCAAAGCGGCGAUAUCGAGGAAGGACGGCUCUUCUUUGGCCCGCAGCGAUCCAUCAUCGGUCGGCGAAGAAACAGCAUCGAUUCCUCAGCUGAAACCCAGAGUUUACUCGGCCGUGGUGGCAGGGGGAGCGCCGCCCCGCCUGAUACCGGCCCAAAGGCUAAGAGAAGACUGUUUGGGCGAGGCGACUGGACGGCAGGACGGGUGAUCUUUUUCAUCUUCUUCUACGGCCUCAUGACACCGUCGCUCUUCUUCGUAUCGCUGAUUUGCUGGCUCAUGGUGUUCACCAUACCCAUGGGCAGAGUAACUCUCAUUCUCUUCUACCACCUCCGGAGACAUCCGCUAGCGUUGUCUUUCCACAACGACAGUGCCGCCUCACGCAAACCUGGAGAUCCGUCUUCGUCCAUACUCCUCUGCACGUAUCGGGCCGUAGGCACAAUGUAUUGGAAGUACACGAUAGACGGCACGAACAUCUUCCUGAUCAAUCUUCUUUCUCUGACCGCGUUCGCGAUCUUCGAUUACUGGGUUCUUGCUGUAGCGCUUGGAAUCAAAAAUUGGCUUACGAAUCAAUUCCUAAUCUUCUCGCUGUCUCUGUUUUCGAUUAUUCCUCUUGCCUACUUCAUCGGGCAAGCUGUGGCGUCCAUCUCGGCGCAAUCUUCCAUGGGCGUAGGUGCUACCAUCAACGCAUUCUUCUCUACGAUCGUCGAGGUCUUCCUCUACUGCGUGGCUUUGAACGAAGGCAAAGCACAACUGGUUGAAGGAAGCGUUAUCGGCAGCAUAUUCGCUGGUAUUCUAUUCCUGCCCGGCUUGUCUAUGUGCUUCGGCGCUUUGAAGCGGAAAACUCAGCGGUUCAAUGUCAAGUCUGCAGGGGUCACUUCUACUAUGCUACUGUUCGCCGUUAUCGGCGCUUUCGGUCCAACGCUGUUCUAUCAGAUCUACGGCAGUCAUGAGCUGAACUGCCACCAAUGCCACAGGCAAUCAUCGCCAGGCGACGGAGAGCAGGAUUGUAGGAGAUGCUACUUUUCGCAGACACCCGCGGUGCACGACCGAUUCUAUCUCGAGGCCGUGCGUCCGUAUAUCUGGUUUGCCGCAGUGCUGCUGUUCCUGUCCUACGUGAUCGGCCUGUUCUUCACGCUUCGCACGCACGCAGCUGUCAUCUGGAACUCGGAGCUCGACGAGAAGAAGCAAGAUAAGCUAGACUUGGCCGCCAGCCACAUGGGCGGAACCUCACAUCAUGACUUUGCGACGCGUCCUGAAACCAUUUCCCGCAAUGACACCAGCGGUACGCUUCCGCGCGGAGAUAUCCGCGAAUCGCAACUGUAUAAGCGGAUACUAGGUCAAUCUCUCAAGCAGGUCGGCCUCAGCCCGCACGCCGCGGACACCAAUGCUAGCAGACAGGUCUCAGCUCAAAGUCAGGGCGGAGAAUCGCAUACCCCGCAUGUAGUCCCUCCUAAGUCUUCGCACGCGGAUAACAUGAGCCAGCGCAGCAUACAGAUCCACGGCCUCUCCGAGGAAGAAAACAAUAACCUCGUCAUCCAAGUCGCGGAGAUGGCCGCAACGGCCGCCGCUGUUGCAGCACGCGACGCCACUAAAGCUCCUCGCAAAGCGGCGCAGCUCGCUACGACGCCAGGCCGAUACCAUGCAGAUCGACCCCACGUCCAGCGCAGUGCUACAUUCGAAGAGGAUCCUGCUGAUGCGGCGCAUGCUGCUCAAGGCGGCGGCCAUGAUGCGCCGAACUGGAGCCGGACGAAGAGCGCGGUAAUCCUGUUGACGGCAACGCUCGCUUAUGCAAUCAUUGCGGAGAUUCUCGUCAACACUGUCGAUGCUGUGCUAGAGAACGUGGACAUUGACGAGAAGUUUUUGGGGAUUACACUAUUCGCGCUUGUGCCGAACACAACUGAGUUCUUGAAUGCCAUCUCGUUUGCCAUGAACGGCAACAUUGCCCUGUCGAUGGAAAUCGGCUCGGCGUACGCGCUGCAAGUCUGUUUGCUGCAGAUCCCCGCGCUUGUCCUCUUCAGCGCGAUCCAUGGGCGCUUCAUCGACCCUUCGGAUAUCAUUGACCACACCUUUACACUCAUCUUCCCCCAAUGGGACAUGGUCACUGUGAUACUCUGCGUCUUCCUCCUCUCGUACAUGUACGGCGAAGGCAAGAGCAACUACUUCAAAGGCAGCAUCCUCAUCCUUUCGUAUCUGGUUGUAGUCGUCGGCUUCUACUUCUCCGGCUUCAACAAUGUGGACGUCAUGGGUGUUGAUCGCUUCGAUACGCUCGCUGUCAAGGGCGAGUUUGAGAGUUUCAGGACGAUUGGAAGGACGAGGAGUGGGCGGGCUUAUUGA
Messenger RNA from Coniosporium apollinis CBS 100218, 3339 nucleotides. RefSeq lists its product as uncharacterized. Gene Ontology annotation, cellular component: membrane; endomembrane system. NCBI's taxonomy places the organism in Eukaryota, Fungi, Ascomycota, Dothideomycetes. Gene Ontology annotation, biological process: intracellular calcium ion homeostasis; calcium ion transmembrane transport. Gene Ontology annotation, molecular function: calcium:proton antiporter activity. The record is from RefSeq and is a predicted model, not a curated record. The transcript has 5 exons. Bases 1 to 3339 code for a protein of 1112 amino acids.